AGACGGGUUGACGUCAGGGUUUGUAUUUACAUGGAUCCCGAAAACGCUUUCUGAUGUAGUCUACUCUCGUAAUUAGCUCCCGUAUGGAAUGGAGGACAUAUCGGAAGCCUAUGCUAUUCCUGUAAGACCUGAGCCGCAACCGCUCCCCGUCACAUACACACACAACCAACCGGGGUAAGACCUGAGCCGCAACCGCUCCCUGUCACAUACACACACAACCAACCGGGGUAAGACCUGAGCCGCAACCGCUCCCCGUCACAUACACACACAACCAACGGGGUAAGACCUGAGCCGCAACCGCUCCCCGUCACAUACACACACAACCAACCGGGGUAAGACCUGAGCCGCAACCGCUCCCCGUCACAUACACACACAACCAACCGGGAAUCAGGGAGUGCCUUUUUUUGUUUAUUUUCUUUUACGGAGAAAUUGUCUACAGAGGCUCGAGAGGGAGAACAUAGAAAACUCCUUACUGAUAUGGCUGAGGCGAAUAUCUCGGUAACAGAGAGCCAGUUUAGGUGCCCUAUUUGCCUGGAUAUCUUGAAGGAUCCGGUGUCCAUUCCGUGCGGACACACCUACUGCAUGGCAUGCAUGACCUGUUAUUGGGACCAAACCGACCUUGGUCACUACAGUUGUCCGCAAUGUCGGGAAGAGUUCAUACCUCGACCGAUGCUACGGCGGAACACGGUGCUACAAGAAGUAGUGGACAAACUCAAACUGAACGAACUGGCUACGGCGCCGGAGUUGUAUCUAGGCGGUGUAGGGGACGUUCCGUGCGACUUCUGCCCGGUUCAGAACAAACUGAAAGCGCUCAAGUCGUGUCUGGUGUGCUUGGCGUCUUUCUGCGAGCUCCACAUCUUGCCGCACCGCGACGUGGGGACGUUGCGACGGCAUAAACUUGUUGCCGCGGUGGAGAGCUUGGCGGAAAGGCUGUGCGCGCAGCACCGUUUGGGCCUGGAGCAUGGCGGCGGCGACGGGGGCGAUGCGGUGGAGUGGAGUGGCGACUGUAUGCUGUGCGAGUCUGACCAAGAGGAACUGCACAGCAUCGAUGAGCAAAGGGCGCGAAAACAGGUUCAGUUGCAGGAUUCUCAGAGGUCAGUACAGGGAAGGAUCAGGAGUAGAGAGAGUGAGCUGGAAGAGUUUCAACAGAGCAUAGAGGCUGUCAAGGCAUCAGCUGCAUUAGUCCUGGAGGACAGCAAUACCCUGUUUGUGGACCUGGCCCUCCGUCUGGAGAGGACCAGGGGGGAGGUGAGGGCCAGGCUGGAAGCCCAGGAGAGAACUGUCCUGGGCAGGGCAGAGAGAGAGCUGGAGACCCUGGAGAAUGAACUGGAGGAGCUGCGGAGGAGAGACAAGGAAAUGGGCCAGCUACUGAUGAGGGAUAAUGCUCAGUUCUUACAGGAGGCUCCCCUGCUGUGUGUCCUCCCACCCACUGGGCGGCGCCCCCGAGCCCCUCUCAUCCUCCCCGCAGAAGGCUUCAGUGCAGCCCGCAGAGCUCUGUCCCACCUCAGGGCCCGCAUGGAGGAACUCUGUAGAGAGGAAGUGGACAAGAUCAGCCACGCAGUGAACGAGAGCUCCUCUGCCUGUCACAUGUCUGGUGGAGAGUGUUUGAAAGUAGCAGUGCCUGCAUCGUUUCCUCUCUCUCCCCUCUCUCUCCAUCCUUCGGACCAGAGGAUGAGAGUAUCCUUCCUCAGGUGCUCCUGUCGUCUGUCCCUGGAUCCAGACACGGCCCACCCCACCCUGUUCCUCUUGGAGGGUCCCCAGGGGGCUCACUGUGGAGAGGAGCCCCAGUCCUACCCCCUCCACCCCUUGCGCUUCGACUCCGUGGCCCAGGUCCUCUGUAGGGAGGGCCAGUUUGGAGGGGCCAGCUACUGGGAGGUGGAGUGGAGGGGAGGAGGGUGGGUGGACAUUGGGGUGACGUACAAAGGGAUCGGACGAAAAGGAGGUGGAAAACCGUGUCUGCUGGGACGCAAUGAGAACUCAUGGCGUCUGAGAUGCACGCACGCCGGUUACGCCGCGUGGCACGAUAACCGGAAGACGACCGUAGCUGCGCCCCUGUGCCCGCGGAUCGGCGUGUUUCUGGAACACCAAAAGGGAGCGUUGUCGUUCUAUAGUGUGGCGUCGGACGCCGUUUCCCUGCUCCACACGUUCAGGUGUCCGUUCUCUCAGGCGCUGUACCCAGCGUUUCGGUUAGACCUGGACUCCACACUGUUGAUAUGUCCACAUGAAACACACAACGGGAACUAACCUCUAACCUCUUCCCAUCUGAUCUCUUCUGUUGACCCAAUGGGAACCCAUCCUAGACCCCAAACCUAACUCUGCUGCCCUCUCUCUUUCUGAACACCUUCUCUUCACCCAAUGGGAACCCAUCCUAGACCCCAACCCUAACUCUGCUGCCCUCUCUCUUUCUGAAAACCUUCUGUUGACCCAAUGGGAACCCAUCCUAGACCCCAAACCUAACUCUGCUUCCCUCUCUCUUUCUGAACACCUUCUAAUGACCCAAUGGGAACCCAUCCUAGACCCCAAACCUAACUCUGCUUCCCUCUCUCUUUCUGAACACCUUCUGUUGACCCAAUGGGAACCCAUCCUAGACCCCAAACCUAACUCUGCUGCCCUCUCUCUUUCUGAACACCUUCUGUUGACCCAAUGGGAACCCAUCCUAGACCCCAAACCUAACUCUGCUUCCCUCUCUCUUUCUGAACACCUUCUGUUGACCCAAUGGAAACCCAUCCUAGACCCCAAACCUAACUCUGCUUCCCUCUCUCUUUCUGAACACCUUCUGUUGACCCAAUGGGAACCCAUCCUAGACCCCAAACCUAACUCUGCUUCCCUCUCUCUUUCUGAAAACCUUCUGUUGACCUAAUGGGAACCCAUCCUAGACCCCAAACCUAACUCUGCUGCCCUCUCUCUUUCUGAACACCUUCUGUUGACCCAAUGGGAACCCAUCCUAGACCCCAAAUCUAACUCUGCUGCCCUCUCUCUUUCUGAACACCUUCUGUUGACCCAAUGGGAACCCAUCCUAGACCCCACCCCUAACUCUGCUGCCCUCUCUCUUUCUGAACACCUUCUCUUCACCCAAUGGGAACCCAUCCUAGACCCCACCCCUAACUCUGCUGCCCUCUCUCUUUCUGAACACCUUCUCUUCACCCAAUGGGAACCCAUCCUAGACCCCACCCCUAACUCUGCUGCCCUCUCUCUUUCUGAACACCUUCUCUUCACCCAAUGGGAACCCAUCCUAGACUCCACCCCUAACUCUGCUGCCCUCUCUCUUUCUGAACACCUUCUCUUCACCCAAUGGGAACCCAUCCUAGACCCCACCCCUAACUCUGCUGCCCUCUCUCUUUCUGAACACCUUCUCUUCACCCAAUGGGAACCCAUCCUAGACCCCACCCCUAACUCUGCUGCCCUCUCUCUUUCUGAACACCUUCUCUUCACCCAAUGGGAACCCAUCCUAGACCCCACCCCUAACUCUGCUGCCCUCUCUCUUUCUGAACACCUUCUCUUCACCCAAUGGGAACCCAUCCUAGACCCCACCCCUAACUCUGCUGCCCUUUCUUGUUAUGGCCAGAACCCUGCUUUAGCGUUGCCAGGUACCUCUACUCCUCCACUGUGUUUUUUAAAUGAACCUCCUAAAAGCUCCAUCCAACAACUGAUUGUUUACUCAUUGCUGUUGCUCGACAUUUCAGUCAUUUAGCACACACUCUUAUCCAGGGCAACGUACAGGAGCAAUUAAGGUUAAAUGCCUUACUCAAGGGCACAGCAACAGAUUUUUUCACUUAGUCAGCUCUGGGUUUCAAACUGGGCAACCUUUCAGUUACUAGCCCAACACUCUUAACCGCUAGGCUACGUGCCUCCCUGAAAUAUCAACUCAAGGUGUCAACUCAGCAUAGGUCCACGGUAAGGGAUUAAUAAUUUACAUUGACAUCAAUCAAUCAUUUUUGAAGUAUCGAUGCCAAAAAAACUCUAAUCUGCGCUCAACUCCGUGGAGGCGUUGUGUUACUUGGAUAGCCUUACCUCGGCCUAUCACAAGUCACCAAACUAGUGAUGCUGAAAAGACAAUGUUGUUGUGUAAGGAGAGUCUGAACUGAGCAGCGUAUUGUAUGCAUGGCCUCUCCAUUCAAAUAUCAUUCACAAUGUGGCCCUAUUGUAAACAGAGACUUCAGCAGCCAUGAAGCCAUCUUGAUCAAUCACCCUAUUCUAUUGAUCACUGUGACUGUUACUUAACAAUAACAUAAUGUGAAACAUUGCAAUGUAGCCGAAUGUGGAAUGUAGCUAUUUCAAAAUACUAUUAGUUGGAAAGGCUUUGAAUGCCAUUAUAUCAUCAUGAAAGGACAUUGAAGGAAAUAUGUAUUUGCUAUAAAGUGCAUUAUUUCAUGAGUUAUAGUCAGACUAAUAGGGGGAUAGGCUAUGCUGAGUAGCCUAUGGUUUCUAUGGCCCCAUCUCUCUCUACCUCCCCAUUCCUUCAAUAAUUUAUUUCUCUGUGACAAUUACAAUUAAUGUGUAGCUUUGUAUUCAUGUGGGCUGUGUAACUGUGACUGUCUUCAAUAAACCAAUUAUACAUUUUCAA
Oncorhynchus kisutch (coho salmon) is the source of this 4564-nucleotide messenger RNA. Its product is annotated as E3 ubiquitin/ISG15 ligase TRIM25. The record is from RefSeq and is a predicted model, not a curated record. Lineage: Eukaryota; Metazoa; Chordata; Actinopteri; Salmoniformes; Salmonidae. The coding region runs from base 478 to 2244 and encodes 588 amino acids. The transcript has 8 exons. Gene Ontology annotation, molecular function: protein binding.